Molecule: messenger RNA, 303 nt
Organism: Staurois parvus
Lineage: Eukaryota; Metazoa; Chordata; Amphibia; Anura; Ranidae
Source: the annotation of a GenBank genome assembly
CAGAUAUAGUGAAUGCAGGGUCCAGGGAGACCAGAUAUAGUGAAUGCAGGGUCCGGGGAGACCAGAUAUAGUGAAUGCAGGGUCCGGGGAGACCAGAUAUAGUGAAUGCAGGGUCCGGGGAGACCAGAUAUAGUGAAUGCAGGAUCCUGGGAGACCAGAUAUAGUGAAUGCAGGGUCUGGGGAGACCAGAUAUAGUGAAUGCAGGGAUCCUGGGAGACCAGAUAUAGUGAAUGCAGGGUCUGGGGAGACCAGAUAUAGUGAAUGCAGGGUCCGUGGAGACCAGAUAUAGUGAAUGCAGGGUCC